AGAUUUGUUUAGACUGGCUUAGUAGUUCUCGGCGUGCCACUGCACGGCCUGCUGGUGCUACACACAUUGGAUGGUUACAUUGACCUUAGCGCCUGUGCAGGCAUUGUAUUUGUGUGUAAAUAACAUGUUGUAGCUAGCCAGCUAUGUCUACAACCUCCAAAGUGGUGUUUGGGAUUUCUCUGACUCUUACAUUGGCAACCGUUGCGGGAGUGCAUAUUAAGCAGAAUUGGGACAGAGAGAAACUUCGCGAAGGAGUGUUUCGAGACCUGGAGAGGCUGGAGAGGAAGAAGGAGAACCUGCGGCUGCUGGAGGAGCAGAUCAGCCUGACCAAAGAGCUGGAGGCAGAGCGCCAGAGGAGCGCAGCGGGACCCCAAAGCCCCUAG
Molecule: messenger RNA, 383 nt
Organism: Anguilla rostrata (American eel)
Lineage: Eukaryota; Metazoa; Chordata; Actinopteri; Anguilliformes; Anguillidae
Gene: pet117
Product: protein PET117 homolog, mitochondrial
Exons: 2
Coding region: 144-383 (79 amino acids)
Biological process (GO): mitochondrial respiratory chain complex IV assembly
Cellular component (GO): mitochondrion
Source: RefSeq, a predicted model, not a curated record